GUCGACACGCAUUUGACUCGAGUUCCGUGAUUGUUAUUAUUGUUAUUGUUUACGCUUUUACGCUCCUUCACGUGAUUCACCUCUUUUGUGCAAUUAUUUAAGGGUACCUAGGUAGUUUUUUUAACCUUAUAUUCGUUCCCCCAUCCAGCAGUUUCAUAACUUUUUUAUUUAUUUCAUAAGCCUACUUGGGGAUUCGUGGCCCGUUCCUUCACGCCAAGUCAUUCACUGUUAUUACAUUGGCUGUUGGGUUAUUAUUUAAUCUCCGCCAAUCUUACUAUACCGCAUCCUACUAAAGCUUCGCCAUACGAGAAAACCUAUUUAAGAUCUGUCGCACUAGAAAACGAGACUGACGGAUUCGACCACUUUGUCAAAGCAACCACCAUGGAUUCCUCGUCUGAAGCAAGGAGUGAGAAGGUCUGGCCGUUGAAGGAGAUCAGAGAGUUGGUGGAGCAAGGUCACGCAAUUGUUAUAUCCCGGGGAUACGUUUUGAAGUUAGAUUCAUGGCUCAACUACCAUCCUGGUGGUGCCAAAGUUAUCCUACAUGUGGUGGGGAGAGAUGCUACCGUUGAACUAGAUGCGUAAGUUAUUACCACACCACACUAUAGCUGAACCAUUGCAGCUAAUUCAAUCUAGAUUUCAUAGUAAGGAUGUCAGGGUCAAGAUGGACCGGUAUCGAAUCGGCAAGCUGGAAGAACCAUGGGUAAAUAUCAUACCCCCUAUCCAAAGACAAUCACUUCGGCCACCAGAAACCGAGAUCGAAAAAGAACCAUCGACGCCUAUUUCCGAGAUACCGUUGGUAGAUGUCACCGUCACCGAAAAUCUUCUCGCUGUCCCGCGUCAAGCAAAUCCCGACAGCGAUGCAAGCUCAAUUGCCUCUUCGAUUUUCGAUAACGAGGGUUUACGAUCUCGAAAUCGAGCAGCCGGAAGUUCAGUCGAUUCUGAAGAGAUUCCUGAUCUAGAACCAAAAAUGAUGGAUGCUGCUGAAUUGGAGACUAAAUUCCAAGCUCUAAUCGCGAAACUAGAAGACGAAGGUUUAUACGAUUGCAAACUCUCCGCAUACGUGACGGAAAUCUUGAGAUGCGCAAUCUUAUUUUCUCUUUCGCUCGUAUUUCUUCGUCUGGGGUGGUACGCAAUCAGUGCAGCAUUCUUGGGUAUGUUUUGGCAUCAAAUCGUCGCUACCGCACAUGAUGCAGGCCAUUUAGCCGUAACCCAUGACUACAAUAUCGACUUUUUAAUCGGUGGGGUCGUUUUAAAUUUUUGCGGUGGACUUUCCAUAGGCUGGUGGAAACGCAAUCAUAAUAUUCACCACAUCGUUACCAAUUCGCCGACACAUGACCAAGAUCUUCAAAUUCUCCCUUUCAUCGCCAUUUCUCCCGUAUUCUUCGAUUCUCUCUACUCGACAGCUUCAGAAUGUAUCAUGCACUAUAACUGGUUUGCAAAAUUCAUGGUCCCAAAACAAGCAUGGACAUACUACUUCCUCCUCUCCGUCGCGCGAUUCAAUCUCUACUACCUAGCCUGGGAUUUCAUCCUUCGCGACCUAGGCACCAAACUCCACCGCAAACAACGCAUCUUCGAACUGGUCGGCCAAAUCUUCUUCUGGACCUGGUUCGGUUAUUUCAUCGUCUACCGUAGCAUUCCCUCCCUCUCCCAACGCAUCAUCUUCUGCCUCAUAUGUCACAUGAUCACCCUCCCCCUCCACCUCCAACUAACCGUCUCCCACUUCUCCAUGUCGACCGAAGAAUCCGAACCAAGCGAACACUGGAUCCAACGCAUGUUCCGCACAACCAUGGACGUAGAUUGUCCGACAUGGAUGGAUUGGUUUCAUGGCGGUCUCCAAUUCCAGGUUACGCAUCAUUUGUUCCCGCGCAUGCCGAGACAUAAUCUUCGACGCGCAAGCGAAUUCGUGAAGGAAUUCUGCGCGGAGACGGGUCUCAAAUAUGAAGUUUAUGGCUUUGGGGUUAGUAAUGGGAGGAUGUUGGAUAGGCUUGCGGAGGUGGCCAGACAGGCGAGUUAUUUGAAGGAUUGUCAGGAUAGCAUUGUUAGUAAGGGGGAGUAUUUACAUGGGCAUUGGGAUUGAGCUUUGAGCUUUGAUUUCGCGAUUCGCGAUUCUUGAGGCAUGAUUCAUGAUUCAUGAGUUCUUGCCGUUGGGGGCUUUGGGGCUUUUGUACAUGUGGUUGAUUAUGAUUUAAAAAAUUUGUUUGUAGCCCGUGUGUGUAUUUGCUUGGUUUAUAGAAUCCUAUAUAUAUAUAUAGAUAUAGAUAUAUAAACUUAUACUCUAUACUAAUAUCGAUGAUAUUAUAAAAUCUUUGAUUAUGAAUAAAAGUAAGAUAUAAGUCUAGAACUCUACUUUUGAAUCAUCUUUAAUAUAGACCACCUUUUUAUAUCAAAAAUCAUUAUUUUCAACUAUUAAUAAUUCAAUAACGAAUGAAUAAAAUCAAUUUAAUUUUAAUAAUAGAUUUACUAUAUAAUUAUUGAUGAGUUUUGAAAUUUUCAGAUUUUUCAUAAUUUUAUUAAUCGAGAUAUUAAAGAUUAAAAUUUCA
Molecule: messenger RNA, 2540 nt
Organism: Sclerotinia trifoliorum
Lineage: Eukaryota; Fungi; Ascomycota; Leotiomycetes; Helotiales; Sclerotiniaceae
Source: the annotation of a GenBank genome assembly